Messenger RNA from Fusarium tjaetaba, 555 nucleotides. Its product is annotated as peroxiredoxin (alkyl hydroperoxide reductase subunit C). Gene Ontology annotation, biological process: cellular response to oxidative stress; cell redox homeostasis; hydrogen peroxide catabolic process. The coding region runs from base 1 to 555 and encodes 184 amino acids. Lineage: Eukaryota; Fungi; Ascomycota; Sordariomycetes; Hypocreales; Nectriaceae. Gene Ontology annotation, cellular component: cytoplasm; cytosol; peroxisome. The transcript is spliced from 4 exons. The record is from RefSeq and is a predicted model, not a curated record. Gene Ontology annotation, molecular function: thioredoxin peroxidase activity.
AUGUCCUUCAAAGCUCCUAUCCGACGUAUCGCCCUCGCCAGGCCUGCUUUGGCUGCGCGAGGCUUCCACUCUACCCCUCGUGCUUUUGUCCGCGUUGGUCAAGAGAUUCCUAACCUUGACGUCCUUCUGGAGGACUCGCCCGGUAACAAGGUCAAUCUCGCGGAGGAGUUCAAGUCGGCCAAUGGAUACAUCGUUGGCGUUCCUGCUGCCUUCUCCGGAACGUGCUCCAGCAAGCACAUUCCCUCUUACAUCAACCACCCCAAGCUCAAGCAGGCUGGCCAGGUCUUUGUUGUAUCUGUCAAUGAUCCAUUUGUCAUGAAGGCUUGGAGUGAGCAGCUCGACCCCGCCAAGCAGACCGGUAUCCGAUUCCUUGGCGACCCUACUGGUGAGUUCACUAAGGCUCUAGACCUUGGCUUCGAGGCAUACGAGGUAUUUGGCGGUAUGCGAGGAAAGCGAUAUGCCCUCAAGGUGGAGGAUGGCAAGGUCAGCAAGGCAUAUGUGGAGCCUGACAAUACUGGAAGCGCUGUCUCCAUGGCGGAGCAAGUGCUCGACUAG